Messenger RNA from Hyla sarda, 974 nucleotides. RefSeq names its product synaptophysin (gene SYP). Gene Ontology annotation, cellular component: synaptic vesicle membrane; presynaptic active zone; synaptic vesicle. The transcript is spliced from 6 exons. The record is from RefSeq and is a predicted model, not a curated record. Lineage: Eukaryota; Metazoa; Chordata; Amphibia; Anura; Hylidae. Bases 73 to 969 code for a protein of 298 amino acids.
CCGCAUCUCCGGCUCUUACAGAUAAAGCGCAUCCCCCCUCCGCGCUGCGCGAUUCACCAGCAUCCUGCAGACAUGGACGUGGUCAACCAGCUGGUGGCAGGGGGACAGUUUCGUAUAGUGAAGGAGCCUUUGGGAUUCAUCAAAAUUCUGGAAUGGCUCUUUUCUAUCUUUGCCUUCGCGACAUGUGGAAGUUACAGCGGACAAUUCACCCUGAGCAUCGACUGUAGCAACAAAACCGAGAGCAAGAGGAAUAUAAAAGUGGACUUUGAAUAUCCCUUCAAGCUGCACCAGGAGUACUUUGAAGCUCCAACAUGCCGGGGCAGUGGUGCUACAAACAAGGUGUUUUUGGUCGGGGAUUAUUCCUCCUCCGCUGAGUUUUUCGUCACAAUAGCGGUGUUCGCCUUCCUUUACUCUCUUGGAGCACUGGUCACUUACAUAUUCCUGCAGAACAAAUACCGUGAGAACAACAAAGGCCCCAUGAUUGACUGUAUAGUGACUGCUGUCUUUGCCUUCAUGUGGCUGGUAAGUUCAAGUGCAUGGGCCAAGGGCUUGUCAGACAUCAAGAUGGCUACUGACCCCGAGCUGAUCAAGGAUCAAAUCCCUGCAUGCGAGAAUCCAGAGAACAAAUGUCAAGAAGUGAGGGAUCCUGUUAUGUCUGGGCUGAAUACCUCUGUGGCCUUCGGAUUCCUAAACUGCGUCAUCUGGCUUGGAAACCUCUGGUUCGUCUUCAAAGAGACCGGAUGGACAGCUCCAUUCAUGAAGUACCCACCACCGGCCCAGGAGAAACAGCCCGCCCCAGACACCUACGCCCAGCAGGGUCAAGUCUACGCUCAGCAGGACACUUAUGGACAACAGGGAGGUUAUCAACCCGAAUAUUACGGCCAGCAGCCUGAAUACAACCAACAGGGGUACAGCCAAGGAGGGUAUAGCCAGCAAGGUGUCCCAACCUCUUUCUCCAACCAGAUGUGAGCUGG